UUCCCCAGUAUUUUUAUGCUGUUGAAUCUCUUGUUAAAAUUAAUACUGUGUUCAAGCUUUCCAAGGUCUCCAAUUCUUCCCUUUCCCGCUGUGUCUUUUCCAAUAGCUUCCUAUUUUAAUACAGUCUAAUGCCUCUUCUCACGUAAAACGUGAAAGGGAAAAUCUCAGUUGUUUUUACCAUUGAGCAAAAUAAUACUGAUUGACAGCAUCCCUCUUCAAAAAAAGGAGAAUAAAUACUCAUCUUACUAGUGAAGCGUGACCUUUUGAUAACCACAUUUACAAAGCAGCUCACAUAUCAAUCGGCACAGCAAAUUCUAAAAGAAUUUCAUUAGCAGUCCCUUAUAAACAACAUUCUUAACAAAUUCUUUAUUUCCGUUAAAGAAAAAGUCCCACUGCAUAUCUUCUCGUUUUACAAGCAUAAAAUGUAGUGACUAGAUUAAACAAAGGAGCCUUAGAAUCUAGUCAAUUUUCUGAACCUCACAGCUAAAAACCAAAACACUAAGGCACUUCGAUUUUUCUUUCUAAAUGCAUUUGAUUAAGAUCCAAGCGUUAUGCCACUCUGCUCUAGAAUUUGUCUUUCAACUUAGUAAUACAAGAAAUAACAACUGAUAGGAGAUGUUCCUUUACACUGCGCAGGAAAAACAUCGAAUGUGUUAUUCCUCUACAUGCAGAACAGACAGCACCAGGGAAUUUUUCUACCCAAUAGCUCAGGAAACCCUGCUUUGUUUGUGCUUUCUGUAUUAUUAUUACUACUACUACUAUAGGGAAAAAAGGGGUAAUAAAAGCAGCAUUACUCAUUAACCCAGCCUUGCUUACUCAUUGUCCUUCAUCUGAUUUAUUAAACACUGCCAAGUUUCAAAGUACAUUUAUAAAUUAAUCUGGAUAAUGCAUGCAUGGUGCUUCAGGUAAUUCCACAUUUGUUUACUGGUUGAAGACACAGAUGUUACUCUGCACACAUCUUCAAUCAUCUGGUGAAACCAGCACAUUAACUAUGGUGUUUUCUUUUCUAAGAUCUCAAUUUGCCUUUUUUUUUUUUUUUUGUUAUUUUGUUAAAUCCAAAGGCCUCCUGUUAAUCUGCAAGAUUAGUUUAUAAUCCUACCUUUGUCAUGACUGUUCUGUUUUCUAAACAAAGGUUUAGAAAGGUUACUCAUGUAUUUGCAGUAGAAAUUAAACAGAUGAAAGGACAUACGGACAGUACUCUGACACUGACUGCAGACUGCUCAAGCGAUGAACACAGUUUAAAAAGUGGUCAUUGAUAUUAUGAAAAAGAUGCAAAUUAAGUAAGUCAGGCUGAAUAAUAAGUCACAUAAGAAAUGGGUGAGAGAAGCCCAAAUUUUUCCAUUGCUACUCAAUAAGCUAGUGUUAAAAAUACCAGCUUGCUAUGAUCUCAGACGCUUGCAAAUGAGGAGUCCAGAAAAUAAAGACAAUCAGUCUUCAUACUGAGGCAGGAGGGACUGGCAGCUGCUUUGGUUCUAGUGAAGCUCCACACAUUAAUUUCUAGUGGGGUAUUCUCCAAAUACAGCAUGAAAUACCAACGCCCUCCUGCAGGCCAGUGACUUUAAAAAUAACUACUGCAAAAAAUUUUUAAAGCAUAGAAAAAUGAGCGAUCAUUUACUCCAAGUAAAAGUUUAUGUCAAAGGACUUUCAAUAAAUGUUGCAUUUUGAAAAAGCAAACAAAUCCAGGUUCCCAUGUGGAUGACACAGGUGGAACUGGUCUAAAACUAAAAGUAUUUACAAGGAACAGAGAAAUAAAGACAGUGUCCUUUUUCCAUUCACCAAACCAGAUAUUUUUUGCCAUGACAACAGUUAGAUUAUAUCACAGAGACCAUACCCUUCCAAAUAUACUUCAACUACAGCAAGUUACAGGCAUAGAACCAACUCCACCUUCCCAGGUUUCAGUAAGCGCAGUAGGUAUGAUUUGUUGUUGCAUCAUACAUAUGCAAACAUUUUUUUACCUGUCGGUACUGUUGGAUACUAAGCUUCAGUUCUGCUUUUUUAAAAAGCUGACUACCCCUUAAUGAAAAAAAGGACAGAUUUUUAGCUCAACAUUUUGAAAUGCUGAGAUAAAAAGCGGAAAGAAAUUUUGCAGUUUUGCAAAUUCAGAAAGAUUGUUCCUUCAGAUUAAGGUCUUCUGGAACAGAUGCUGGUUUUAUGAUAGCACAGGGUUUCCUCUACUGCCUCUAUUUACAGAGCUUCCCUUAACGUCUGUCUGCCAUACCUGCAAACUGUGCCUUAAUUUACUCUGAGGUUUUCUCAAUUUAUUUCUGACAAACAAGCUAUUUUUAUCUGAACAUGUCUAAAAUACACCAGCCUUCCUACUCGUUUCUAGAACCCCAAAGCUUCCUAAUUCCAGUAAAUUUAAACUGUUAAUUUUUUACUUAUUAAAACCAGCAAGAACCUCUAUAAAAGUAAACACAGUAAACAUUCUCCUUUGGAAGGAGGUAUUGCAUGUUACCUUUUAAACUUCCAGCUACUAGAAAUCACCACAGGCAAUCCUUUGCUAUACUUAUUUGCUACAAAUUGGAAAGUUUCAGCAGGCAAACAGUUAAGAACUGGGGGAGGGAGAAGAGGAGGAGAGGGUUCGUUUCUUUUCCAGUUCUCAUCAUCCAGCAUGCUCUGUUAACAGCACAGAGGUUAAAGCCUCCGAGGUAAAGCAAUACUAUUUAUAAUCAGCAGCAAUGUACUCUACAUAUUUGAAAGUCUGAUUUCUGUCCAUGAUAUGCUGUCUCGGAAAGAGGGGCAGAGAAAUUUGGAGAAGCGCAAGUUUAGUCUCUUUAUUGUGAAGCAGAGGACGUUUCUGAAGCUAAACAGCAUUGCUGCAGAAUAAAUACGCGAAGCAUUGCGGGAAGCCAGAUGAAACCUUAAAUGAAAACAUUCGUGUUAAUGUUUAACCCCUUUCACUUAUGCGGGACCUCCACACAAGCGACAGAAUGAAGAAUGCUGCCUGAAUUCUGCUGAAGGACAAUGGGACUUUCUUUAUUUUCAUUAUGCUGCCGUCUCCUGGCUAAUUUUGUACAAGACUGAAGAGCACUACUGACAGAACAUACAAGCAAAAUGGAUGAACCCUCUACCUAACAUACAACUCCACUUUCUGGAACGCUAAGUGGAAGAGAGGCAUUCUCCCAGCACGAAAUCCAGUGCAUGCCAGGAAGGACAAUAAUCUGAACGCUUAAUUAAACUAUGAUGAGAAGACAGUACCUGGAAAAUAUAAGAUGAACCCACUUGAUGCUACAAAAUCAGGAUUUUUAGUGUGCAUUGCUGUCUGUCUGUUCAUCUACACUUUUAUCUGCCUAAAGGAUAAGCUUUCUGAAGAGCCAAAUGGCCGAAAGUUUAAUGCAAAUAUAGCAGAGUGUGGGUUUUACCCAGAUGAGCUUUGUUCAGCUCUUUUCAUGGGGAAAACUGCUGCCUUAAAAAUUGGAAACUUCUGUCAGAAUACCUACCAACCCAAACCACUCAACUGCAUUCAGACUUCGUGCAACUGUUCCAUGGUUUUGAAGACUCUGCAUUUUAUCACAAGACCACUGUCAGAUGAAGAAGGGAAUUUCUCAUUGGCAUACAUUAUCACGAUUCACAAGGAGCUGGAAAUGUUUGUAAAGCUACUGAGAGCUAUUUAUAUGCCUCAGAAUAUUUACUGCGUACAUGUUGAUGAAAAGUCACCAAAACAUUAUAGAGCUGCUGUACAAAAUAUCGUUAAUUGCUUUGAAAAUAUUUUUAUUUCCUCAAAAAGGGAAAAUGUUGUUUAUGCAGGAUUUUCAAGAUUACAAGCUGAUAUUAAUUGCAUGAGAGACCUAGUUCAUUCCAAAAUUCAGUGGAAUUACGUUAUUAAUCUAUGUGGUCAAGAUUAUCCCAUUAAAACAAACAAAGACAUUAUACAAUACAUCAAAAGUAAAUGGAAUGGUAAAAAUAUGACUCCUGGGGUAGUCCAACCACUUCAUAUGAAACACAGGACACAGGUUAGUUACAAGGAGUAUGUACAUUCUGGAAUGUCAUAUGUAUAUCCAACAAAGAAUAUAAAAGCUAAACCUCCAUACAACUUGACAAUAUAUUUUGGUAGUGCCUAUUACAUACUCACUAAAGAAUUUGUAGAGUUUACAUUGACUGAUGCACGUGCAAAAGAUUUGCUCGAAUGGUCAAGAGACACGUACAGUCCGGAUGAACACUACUGGGUGACACUGAAUCGUUUAAAUGAUGCUCCAGGGGCUACACCCAAUGCAGACUGGGAAGGAAAUAUACGAGCCAUUAAAUGGAAAGAUCAAGAGGGAAUCGUGCAUAAAGGCUGCAAAGGUCAUUACAUCAGAGACAUUUGUGUUUACGGAUUAGGGGAUCUGCAGUGGAUUAUUGAGUCACCUCAUCUGUUUGCCAACAAAUUUGAGCCUGCAACAUAUCCGCUUGUUAUGGACUGCCUAGAGAGACGCCACAGGCUUAAAGUACUGCACCAGGCAGAAGUCCCCAUCGAAGAGCACUGGCGUUUUCAGGAAGAGAACUACUUCAACAUGAAACUGAAUGUUUGACCUUUGCUAACAUCGAAACAAGUGUUCAGACUGACGGCAACCAUUAACAUUUUUAGCCACAAACUUCACUCUGUCCAUUACAGCAUGAGGGUAAGCACAAUGCUGUACUGCCAGUGAAAUACACAGCUUUUAUUUAUUCCAGUAUGAUAAAGAGCAACAACUGCUAAUGGGUUAAUUCUCAAAGGGGACAUGCCUAAAUCUCUAACUUACUGAAGACAAGGGGGAAAUUCACAAUCCUUUAAGUGACUUAUUUAACUGGAAAAAUACAUAUUCCUCAUGUCUGCAGCCAAAGCAAGGACUAACUGGUACGGAAAUAAUAAAAUGGAAGCACCAACUGAACAAAGAUAAAAUAUUAAAAGCACAAAUUAAAGUCAUGUCUACUGUAUGUCUGAUGAAAUACAUUGUUUUGAAUAAUGAAGUUCACACUAAAAUUUUAGAGCUUGUAAAUAGGCAACUGUCAACCAGUUUCAGACACAGUCCGCUUCGCUGUUCUUUGUGAGGCUCUUUUCCAGGGCCAGCUGCAUCUCUAAUUUCAUUAUGUAGCACAGCAACCUCACCUGUGCUACUCAGGCUUUGCUCCUGAUGAAAACAGGGUGUGUGCCAGUAGCAGGGGUCCUGCAAACCAUGUUUACCUUUAAGUCUCUGUUUCUGAGUCUCUGCAGCAGUUUAGGGCAAGGAGACAUGGAAAAUUUGAGGCCAGGGAACAAAGGAAAAAUGAGUGAAAAGUCAUCUUUCAAUCCCAGUGUACUUGUCCAAGGGAAAGAAGACUUCCCUGAACCUUGCAACAGUCUGCAGCAAUUGGAGAUAACACCUAACAGCAACCAGGACAAGUAUCUUUUCUCCCAAACCCUCUGCAGACCAACCACAGUGAGAAAGUGGCUUUCAACAGACAACAUAGGCAAAAGCAGGGACGAGUAAUAAAAAAGAAUAAAGAUCCAGCCCCUUGUCCAGGCAAGAGUUGCUGUUUCCGCUUCAGGACUCCUAAGUUAAUAAUUUCAUUUGUGCAACUAAAAAGAUUGGGGGAAUAUAAGGGAACAGAGGAUAUAUGACUACCCUUGCACCGGAUUAAAGCUCUACACUCUCCAAAGGUCUUUAGAUAGGGGCUACUGAUGGAAAGAGAGUAGGAAAAACCUGAAUUGUGAGAAAUCAUUUCAAACUAUUCAUCCUCUUCUAGAGGUAUUUUCAGAAGAAUGCAGAUUAAACUUUAACUACAAUAAAUCCAAUUAUUUUGCAUGAACGGAUGCGAACAAAUUAAAUACAUCCAUCCCGUUACUUAUAAGUUCACUUGAUUAGAAACUAUGAAUUAUAAAUAAAUGCCUAGGAGAAAUUUAGACGUAAGCUUCAACAUGUACCCAAAAUAUAACUCACUUUUUACAGGAAAACUCACUUAUAGAUGAAGCAUUUUUCCAAAAUAUCAAAUGAAUCAACAAAAGACCCAAUAAUAGAACAUGAAAGUUUAAUACAAACUUAUUCCCAGUUUCUUGGAACUGUACUGCUCAUUUUCCCACAUGAAUUUCUCGGAAAUGUAACUUCUUUCAAAUGAACUUUAACCUAAAAGAAAGAUCAUCUGGUCCCUAUUUAUUUACACAAACUUACAAACUCAACCCAAAGGCCUGUACUCAGUUUCAUGGAUAAUCCAGGACUUAUCUUGUGGCUAAAUAUUGCUGCAGAUGCUUUUUUAUGGAGGGAAAUAAAG
Cuculus canorus (common cuckoo) is the source of this 6207-nucleotide messenger RNA. RefSeq names its product beta-1,3-galactosyl-O-glycosyl-glycoprotein beta-1,6-N-acetylglucosaminyltransferase 7. Bases 3213 to 4511 code for a protein of 432 amino acids. Lineage: Eukaryota; Metazoa; Chordata; Aves; Cuculiformes; Cuculidae. Gene Ontology annotation, molecular function: acetylglucosaminyltransferase activity. The record is from RefSeq and is a predicted model, not a curated record. Gene Ontology annotation, cellular component: membrane. The transcript has 5 exons.